Messenger RNA from Dimorphilus gyrociliatus, 1131 nucleotides. NCBI's taxonomy places the organism in Eukaryota, Metazoa, Annelida, Polychaeta, Dinophilidae. The record is from the annotation of a GenBank genome assembly.
AAUAGAUAUUAAGUUUUGGGGUCACGUGACGUUCCAAGCCGAUUGAUCGAGAAAAGAGCAAAUCAUUGACAUAACCAAGGCUAAGAUUGAAGUUUCUGAUACCAACUUCUCUUCAAUAUGUUUUCAAGAACUCUUGCUAGACGAUUAAUUAAUGUAGGACGAGUUCAAACUAUUCGUCAGAGAUCAUCGGUGCCUUUCAAUACGUGUAUCCUAUUUGUCCCUCAACAAGAAGCAUGGAUUGUAGAAAGAUUUGGAAAGUUCCAUCGUCUUCUAGAACCGGGGUUAAACUUUUGUAUACCUGUCGUUGAUACUAUAAAAUAUGUACAGAGCUUGAAAGAAAUUGCUAUAGAUAUCCCUCAGCAGAGCGCUAUAACUGCAGAUAACGUUACUCUGCAUAUAGAUGGAGUUCUGUACUUACGAAUAAUGGAUCCCUAUAAGGCUAGCUAUGGUGUUGAAGAUGCACAAUAUGCUAUCACUCAGUUAGCUCAGACAACUAUGAGAUCGGAAAUUGGAAAAAUAUCUUUGGACCAUCUGUUUAGAGAAAGAGAGUCUUUAAAUUAUGCAAUUGUGGAACAAAUUAAUGUAGCAUCAUCUUCUUGGGGAGUUGACUGUAAACGUUACGAAAUUUUAGAUAUAACCAUGCCAGCUAGAGUCCAAGAGGCAAUGCAAAUGCAAGUUGAGGCUGAAAGAAAGAAAAGAGCAGCCAUAUUGGAAUCUGAAGGUAUUAAAGAAGCUGAAAUCAAUGUUGCCGAAGGUAAAAAACAAUCCAGAAUAUUAGCCUCUGAAGCGAACAAAGUUGAAGAAAUUAACGCAGCUUUGGGAGAGGCUGAAGCUAUGAAACAGAGAGCAGACGCACGAGCGAAGUCGAUUGAAUUGAUAGCAGCCUCCAUGAAAAAGGAUGAAGCCAGCAAUGCUGUUAGCUUUUCCGUUGCAGAACAAUAUAUAUCCGCCUUUAAUAAUUUGGCUAAGGAAAGUAACACUAUUUUACUGCCAUCGCAAACUGGAGACAUUUCUAGUAUGGUUGCUCAAGCUAUGACUAUUUAUAAACAAGUUGGCCCUAAACAACUAGAUGCGCAUAAGUAUGAACUUGAAGAAAUACCCGACAAUGUUACUAAAAAUAAGGAAACUUAA